Molecule: messenger RNA, 3680 nt
Organism: Myiozetetes cayanensis
Lineage: Eukaryota; Metazoa; Chordata; Aves; Passeriformes; Tyrannidae
Gene: ASIC5
Product: acid sensing ion channel subunit family member 5
Exons: 12
Coding region: 546-2060 (504 amino acids)
Biological process (GO): sodium ion transmembrane transport
Cellular component (GO): membrane
Molecular function (GO): ligand-gated sodium channel activity
Source: RefSeq, a predicted model, not a curated record
UAGGGUUGCAGACCAGAGAAAAACUGAACUUGCUUGGAUUGAGAGAAGUGAUUCAUAUGGGCAAAAGGGGAGCCUCUCUCUAGCCUGGCCAAGGGGAGCUUUGAUGUAAGGCAUGAUGCUGUAGCAUGAUUUGUAGACCCAGCUGGAGCCAAGCAUCUGCAUGUUCUUACUGCAUGGGGCUAUCUGUUUAAAACAUUAGUCUGAUGAGGACAGGUUUGUUAACUUGAAGAAAGAGCUCAGAGAACUCCUGGCUGCAAACAAGUGACGUUUGAAGCUUCCCAACACUGCUGUCCCGUAAUUGCAGACUAGGAGUUACCCAGCACACACGGCUUCUCCUGCGUAACAGUGGCUGCAGUGGGUCAAAGAUCCAAACCAUGUCAGUGAAAGGUAAAACAUAGCAACCCAGGCUGGUAAAUUGCCCAGUCUUAUGUGUCAUCAAGUAUCACCUCCCAUUUAGUUUUCUAUAAAAGCCAUUACCUACCAAUGAUCACAAUGAUAAGACAGCUUGUUAUCCAUUCCUUCCUUACUGAAAUAAGCACGGCCUCAUGGACCAGCUUGGGAGAUUUAUUCAAUCAGAUGUUAAAGGAAUACUGGAAAAGACACGGUUGUGUUUAAUAAAGAAGCUGCUGCCACAUUUGGAAGACAGAAGGAAGUAUCAUGACGAGUUUGUCUCAUCCACUUCUUUUCAUGGCGUGCAUAAGAUUAUUCAAACACGGAGCAAGACUCGCAAAGUGCUGUGGCUGCUUGUGCUUGCAGGCUGUCUUGCUGUUGUUAUUUGGCAAAUCUGCAGCCGCUUCAUCUACUACUUCAGCUGGCCAACCACAACCACAGUGGUGGUUCAGUAUGUGGAAAACAUCCAAUUUCCUGCUGUGACUUUUUGCAACUUAAACAGGUUUCAAGCUCAUGCAGUAAGCAACCUCAAAAUAAUUUUUUUAAUUUGGAACAUCGUGUCUGCGAUUCUCCAAAAAUUUUCUACAGAAGAUAAAUAUUAUCAAGAGUUAAAUGAUUUCCUUGCUGGGAACCAGAACUUCAGCAUCAAGGAGUUUACAAGAAAAAAUGGGUUUUAUCUGAACAGCAGCACAUUGCUAGAAUGUGAUUUUUUUGGAAAGCCAUGUUACCCAGAGGAUUUUGAACAUGUUUUCACUGAAUAUGGAAACUGCUUUACUUUUAAUCACAAUGAUCUUUCAGCAAGAAGAGUGAGUUUGUCUGGAAGAGGCUUACAUUUGCUUUUUGAUGUCCAACAGGACCAAUUCACUGAUGAACCUGCUCUUGGUUUUACUGAUGCUGGAAUAACUUUUGUUAUCCAUUCACCCCAAGAGCUUCCACGCUUUGAUGGCUUAGGUUUAUUAACACCAGUCGGCACGCACGCACAGGUCACGAUUCGCCAGCUGAAGUCAAUUAUCCAAGAAUACCCAUGGGGAGAGUGCAAGCCUGAUAUAAAGCUUCAGUACCACAAGAUUUAUAGCACUAAUGGAUGUUUGCUGGAAUGCAAAGCCCGGUAUAUACAGGACUGGUGUGGCUGUUUGCCAUUCAUUCUUCCAGGAAAUGGAACAGAAUGUGACUUGCUGAAGUUUUACAAAUGCGUUUAUCCAGCAGUCUAUGAUAUAGAGAUAAAAGGAUUAUGUACAGUAGGAACACACAAUUCCACUUGCCCUGCCCCAUGUGAAGAAACACAUUAUCCCCCCACUGUCACCUAUUCAAGUUUUGGAGGAGAAAAAGCCAUCAACUAUUUUUCUGAGAAACUGAAGAAAAGCCCAGAAUACAUCAGGCAAAACCUUGUGCGUAUUGAGAUUAAAUAUCAUGAUCUGAGCUACAAAAUAACCCAGCAGCAGAAGGCCUUGACUAUAUCUGAGUUGCUUGCUGAUGUAGGUGGCCAGCUUGGAUUGUUUUGUGGUGCCAGUAUGAUUACAAUCAUAGAACUGCUCGAGUAUGUUUUUACUAACUUCUGUUGGAUGUGCAUCUUUCUUCUAUUGAAGGCUCCUGAAAUGCCUCAAUGGAACAAUCCAUCCCAGAACCAACCAAAACAUAAGGAAAAAAAGAAGGGAAUACAAGAAUGUUAGUGACUUGUAAAAGUCCAGAACUAACUGGUUUUGCAACUUCCCUUUCUUUUUAAGAUCCAAAGGAGACAGUAAUAUUUUGCACUGCUCCCUUCUCUGCACUCCUUAUUCACCCUGCUUCUUUUGUUGUCUAGAACUAUUUAACUGUGCUAAAUAACUUUUAAGAGAGCACUUUGCAAAGUCUCACUUUCCUUCUCAUUUAAAGACAAAUGUAAUCUUUACCUAAAAUUUUAUUUUAAUAAAUUAACAUUUUUUUAAAAGCAUAGCAAGUGAUGCUGACAUACAAUACAAUUUAGCAUUCAUUUAUGACUCAGAUUUUAUCUUCUGUAUUCUGAGUGACAAGAAAUAAUAUACAUAAUAUAUUAUCACACACAAGUUUCUUGACCACCAUGAAGGUGGAGCAUUGCUGUGCUGAAAAGUCUUUGUUAGUAGGAUCCACUGUAACAUGUUCUGAUGAAGAAUAUGGAUGCUUUGCCUAGCAGAAUUUUGUCCCUAAUAACAUAAAAUCUAAAGUAUAUUAUCUGUUUGUCUGAAACACAUCCAAAAUUUCUCAUGAGUUCGUCAACUACUAUGGAGAACCACAGAGCAUCUGAGUCGAUGACAAGUCAGCAAACAUAGGCCACGUUCAUUGUUUAAUGUCAUGAAAGACGAUAAUAAUAAAGACUAAAGGCUUCAUCUAAGUCUUACUGAAAAUCAGUGAGUGUAAGAAUUCUGUGGCUUUGCUGCUGAUUCAGGCUUCCUGAAGGUUUAUUCCUUUUAAAGUGUUCAGAAAAGCUUCUGUGAUUUCGUACAUUUGUGUGGGUUUAUUGAGCAGUAGUGGUUUAGUCUUACGUUUUUUAAGAAGACUCCAGUGAGUAAAUAAAGUAGUAAAUGUACCUACUAAACAGCCAGGUCCUUAAGGUGAGAUAUAAAAUAAUGAAAAUAGUACCAUUUGGCCAUCAUUUGCAACAGCUUCCCUUCAACAUAUGCCCUAGGAUAUGCAAUUCAGGAAAUACAGGAAAAGUUUUGGCUUUCUAGGAAGAGAUGCCUUGAUUUCUGUCCUCUAACUGCAGGUUUGAGAGACCUUAAGGUUAAAGAUUUUUUGCUCUAUUCUCUUUUAUUGAUCACUUCACUUCUGCUGGGUAUUGUCCCCCACACUACUACUAAGCACACAAACAUUUGGCUCAGCAGCCAUACAAAAAAGGUCAUUAUAACCCCAUUGUCCGAGGUGUGCAUUGGCCAACAGAGGAAGAAUGGAAAGAACAGAGAAAACACACUGCAAUAUUUCUCUAAAGACCUAUCCCAGUCUCAAACUGUGGAAUUCUUAAGCCAUAAGAAAUUAUUGGUUUGGAAUUAGGAAUCAAGUAUUAUCUGACUUCUGGAUAAAAAGAAAAGUAGGGGAAAGUUUAAACAUAGUAAUCCAGCACACUUUGUGUUUCAGAGAUCAAAGUGGUUUGUAGCUAUCAAUCAUAAUGAUCAUUUUUUGUUUUGUUUGCUUCUACUGAUAAGGGCUAAAUAAAAGAAAAUUAGUAUUGUAAGGACUAAACAAAGCUGGUAUUGUUUCUGUUCAAAAGGUCAAGUGAAAUGAAGCACAGAACAUGCUAAAAAAACAGCCAAAAAAAUAAAAAGACAGUUCUCAGACAA